AUGGCACCGGUAAUAUCGCCAGGGGAUCUGCCCCCCGCAAAGCUGUCCGCGGUCGGUCGGUGUACGGUGGACAGUGCGUGGAAGAAGGAAGUGCUGGAGAAGAAUGCCGACAAGCGUUACAAGACUGAGGAUGUGACAAAGACCAAGGGUAGCCAGUUUGAGGACUACUUUUUGCGGCGUGAGCUUCUGAUGGGCAUCUUCGAGAAGGGUUUCGAGGCUCCUUCGCCCAUCCAGGAGGAGAGCAUCCCCGUUGCGCUUGCGGGUCACGACAUUUUGGCGCGCGCCAAGAACGGAACUGGUAAAACCGCGGCGUUCGUAAUUCCACUGCUGGAGAAGCUGAACACGGCCCAAAAUCACAUCCAGGGUUUGAUUCUGCUUCCCACGAGGGAGCUCGCGCUUCAGACAUCUGCGGUGGUGAAGGAGCUCGGGAAGUACCUCAACGUGCAGUGCAUGGUUUCCACUGGUGGCACUUCGCUGCGCAACGACAUCGUGCGUCUAUACAAGCCGGUGCACGUGCUCUGUGGCACUCCUGGUCGCAUUCUGGACCUCACGAACAAGAACAUCGCCGACCUCUCCAAGUGCCACGUGAUCAUCCUUGACGAAGCCGACAAGAUGCUUUCCGCCGAGUUCCAGCCCAUCAUCGAGACCCUGCUGAAGUUCCUGCCCACUGAGAAGCAGCUGAUUCUGUACUCUGCCACGUUUCCGCAGUCGGUGCAGAAGUUCAAGGAGGCCUACCUUCCGAAUGCGCACGAGAUCAACCUCAUGGACGAGUUGACCCUUAAGGGUAUAACGCAGUUUUACGCCUACGUUGAGGAGCGUCAGAAGGUGCACUGCCUCAGCACGCUGUUCUCGCGUCUCCAGAUCAACCAGGCGAUCAUUUUCUGCAACAGCGUGAACCGCGUGGAGCUGCUUGCGAAGAAGAUUACGGAGUUGGGGUUCAGCUGCUUCUACAUCCACUCGAAGAUGAUGCAGGCUGACCGUAACCGCGUGUUUCACGACUUCCGCAACGGCGCGUGCCGGUGCCUCGUGUCUUCCGACCUGUUCACCCGUGGAAUCGACUUCCGUUUCGUGAACGUGGUGAUAAACUUCGACUUCCCGAAGACUUCUGCGACUUACCUACAUCGCAUUGGACGUUCCGGUCGUUUCGGCCACCUGGGUUUGGCCAUCAACCUGGUUACCGCUGCGGACAAGGACGCGCUGUUCAGGAUCGAAGAGGAGCUCGGCACGGAGAUAAAGGCCACGCCCGCCCAUAUCGACCCCGCACUUUACUGUUAG
Babesia bigemina is the source of this 1275-nucleotide messenger RNA. RefSeq names its product ATP-dependent RNA helicase, putative. Lineage: Eukaryota; Apicomplexa; Aconoidasida; Piroplasmida; Babesiidae. The record is from RefSeq and is a predicted model, not a curated record. Gene Ontology annotation, biological process: P-body assembly; cytoplasmic stress granule assembly. Gene Ontology annotation, molecular function: mRNA binding; RNA helicase activity; ATP binding. The transcript has 5 exons. Gene Ontology annotation, cellular component: P-body; cytoplasmic stress granule. Bases 1 to 1275 code for a protein of 424 amino acids.